AAUACCAGUUACUCCUCACUUGCUCUUUACCAAUAAGAGCUCCCGAAGCCCAGCGUGUGCACCAAGUUGCAGCCACUCGUUAUCGAUCAAGGAGGCCGAGGCAGCAGCUGGUUUCUGGCCGGUUGGUGGCCGGGCUUGUCGAUCGCCGUAUAUGUCCUCGUACCUCCUCUCCAUGAGCCCCGUCGACGAGAUCGGCGGGUACGUGGACGACGGCAGCGACGACAUGACCGCCGGCUACCUAUCCUUCGACAUCGACGAGUAUUACCUGCCGGAGGCAGAUCACGCCUUGUAUACAGGGCAGCAGGCGGCGGCGGAUCCGCCCGUUGCGCAUUCUCUGCAAGCCGACGACGCUGACAGCUACAAGAGCGGCAGCAAAGCAGCAAGUUCAGAAGGACUCUCCUACCACGAUAAGAUCAAUAAUCAUCAGAGCUUGACGAGCGCCGGAAAGAGCUGCAAGAUCGCGUUCAAGACGAGGUCGGAGGUGGAGGUGAUGGACGACGGGUACCGGUGGAGGAAGUACGGCAAGAAGAUGGUCAAGAACAGCCCCAACCCAAGGAACUACUACCGUUGUUCGAGCGAGGGGUGCCGCGUGAAGAAGCGGGUGGAGCGGGAGCGGGACGACGCGCGCUUCGUCAUCACCACCUACCACGGCGUCCACGACCACCCCGCGCCGCUCCCGCCGAGGGGGUGCGCCGGCUACUCGCUGGCCCAGCCGCACUACCAGUAGUCCAUCACCCAUGUUUCACUAUUGGAGGCCCGCUGCUAGCUCUGCUUUCUUGACCCGAUGAAGCUGCACGCACGCCGCCGGUGCAGGGGAAUGGAUUACGGGCGGCAGCAAGCAGCAGCAGCAGCAGAGAUCCACACCGCAGUACUAGUAGUAUUUUUUUUUUCCGAGGCCUGUAUUGUAUGCAACGAUGCGGGAGAUUGAACACGGUAUUACUGAAACGGUUCUGGGAUUUUUUAAGAACCGGAAGAUGCAUGUAACAAGAAGCACCCUUUUCAUUGAACGACCUAAGCCGUGAUUUGGGCUAAAAGUAGCAGGGUUACCAA
This is a messenger RNA of Brachypodium distachyon (stiff brome), 1050 nucleotides long. Its product is annotated as probable WRKY transcription factor 75. Bases 152 to 727 code for a protein of 191 amino acids. NCBI's taxonomy places the organism in Eukaryota, Viridiplantae, Streptophyta, Magnoliopsida, Poales, Poaceae. The record is from RefSeq and is a predicted model, not a curated record. The transcript has 3 exons. Gene Ontology annotation, molecular function: sequence-specific DNA binding; DNA-binding transcription factor activity. Gene Ontology annotation, biological process: regulation of DNA-templated transcription.